Neurospora tetraspora is the source of this 1215-nucleotide messenger RNA. RefSeq lists its product as uncharacterized. NCBI's taxonomy places the organism in Eukaryota, Fungi, Ascomycota, Sordariomycetes, Sordariales, Sordariaceae. Bases 1 to 891 code for a protein of 296 amino acids. The transcript is spliced from 4 exons. The record is from RefSeq and is a predicted model, not a curated record.
AUGGCCAUCACCAAAUCAAUAUCACCAAACCAUCACCAACUGUUGGAAGUCCGUGCCCUGGGCCCCCCAUUCACCGGCUUUGCCCAUUCACUGGGCCGUUCCAUUACCGGCACUCCCUUCCAGAAACGAGAUUUUUCGCAUUCCUCCGAGACCCUGCCAGGAGGAUCCGAGGCCGGUGUGUGUCACAGCACCCUGAGCACCGUCAUUACCGAUGUAACUCUGCAGCCCUACGAUAAUGACCUUCCAGAACAAGACACAGCAAGGACCCCCAUUUUACGAGUCAAGGAGGGCCCUAGUGCCAAUCUCCCAAUUGUGAUGACCUCAGCAUUGGGCCUCUCCAUUGGUGGUCAUCCCGACGGCACGGAUGUUGACAAGCGAAUUGGUCGAGACUCGAGCCAACAUCAUCCUCCUGACCGUCUCCUCCUCGCGGCCUCCACCGCCGCCCUACCUACUCCUCCCUCCUCCACCUCCAACUCACUUUCUGCCACCGACCCCGACUGCGGCCGAAGCGGCUACAACUGCGGAGAUCCUGAGCCUUCUGGCACCGCGGUCUCCAUCACCGGCAGUGGCCGGAGCGGGUACAACAAGGCCCGGGAAGCUGAGCAGUCCGCCGACACCGAUGGUAGGAGUGGGUACAACAAGCGCACCCCCGGUGGACGGAGCGGAUAUAAUGACAUCGGCGAAGAUGAUGGUACUGUUUCUGCCACCGGUGGAAGAAGCGGGUACAACAAGGCCCGCGAGCAGUCCGCUGAUACCGAUGGACGUAGUGGCUACAACAAGGUCCGCGACCAGCAGGCUGAUACCGAUGGUCGCAGUGGCUACAACAAGCGCACUCCGGGGUCUGGAAGGAGCGGGUAUAACAACGUGGAGGAUGGUGCCGACGGCAACUAAGUGGACAUUGUUGGGUUCGCAUAGGCGGCUUUUUGUCUUUUGGAUAUCACGUUCUACGGAGUUCUGUGGUGUUUGGAGUGUUUGGUGGUAAAGGGCUGGUACCUAAUGAGUUUGUACGGUGGUGGUUGUGUGCUUUUAGAUGGUGGUCUUUUUUGGGGUAGAACUUUAGAAGCGCCAGGCGGGGCUGCAAGCAUCGCGAGAUGUGGGGUUUGGCGGUUUGGUGUUUUCCUCUUCUUUUUUGUAACUAAGAAUUCUGCGAGUCACCUCACUACUUAGUUCCUUUGGACAGAAUUUUGGAUAGAGUAAUUCUACAGCAAUAAUUAC